This is a messenger RNA of Danio aesculapii, 1202 nucleotides long. It is a transcript of the gene oaz1a, whose product is annotated as ornithine decarboxylase antizyme 1a. The record is from RefSeq and is a predicted model, not a curated record. Gene Ontology annotation, biological process: positive regulation of protein catabolic process. Gene Ontology annotation, cellular component: nucleus; cytoplasm. NCBI's taxonomy places the organism in Eukaryota, Metazoa, Chordata, Actinopteri, Cypriniformes, Danionidae. Gene Ontology annotation, molecular function: ornithine decarboxylase inhibitor activity.
CCUACGGCCAUUAACACAUUCGGUCGGAGCACGGACGGAGAAGAAUUGGGCCUUGACGUUGGCCGGAUGGUUAAAUCCAACCUUCAGACGAUACUGAAUAGCCACUGUUUUGUCAGAGAAAAAGAGAGUAAUAUACCCAAGAUGCCAGUGAUCGAACUGACCCGUAAUAAACCCGAGAGUGAAAGUUCCCAUCGCUGCAGUAACCCGUGUCCGGGGCCUCUGUGGUGUUCCGAUGUCCCUCUCCCACCCCUGAAGAUCCCAGGUGGGCGAGGGAAUGAUCAGCGGGAUCACAGUCUUUCAGCUAAGCUAUUCUAUUCUGAUGCUCAGUUACUGGUUCUUGAGGAAGCCCCUCAGUCGAACAGCCGUGUACGUUUUUUGCUCUUUGAGCGUCGUUGCUCCGUGAGCAAGCACUUAGUCUGGAGGGGGGCACUGAAGGGGACAAACCUUUACAUCGAAAUCCCCACUGGAGUCCUCCCAGAAGGGAGCAAAGAUAGUUUUUCACUUUUGCUGGAGUUUGCAGAAGAAAAGUUACAGGUUGAUCACGUUUUCAUCUGCUUCCAUAAGAGCCGAGAUGACAGAGCAUCGCUGCUGCGGACAUUCAGUUUCAUGGGCUUUGAGAUUGUGAGACCAGGUCAUCCCCUCGUCCCAACCCGCCCCGACGCAUUCUUCAUGGCUUACAGAAUCGAAAGAGACUCCGAUGGUGAUGAAUAAGACUCAAUCACAUCUUGCUUCUUAUAACAAUGCUGUUUCUCACCCAACAUGGUCACCAUUAAUAGAAACAUAGUAUGAAUGUUAAAUUGACCUUUUUUUUUCCUGUUAUUUACUACAUUGUAGUUCUUGUAAGGGUUGUGCUGUAUUUUCAGUUGUAUUUGCACUAGUGUAUACCAAAUUUUCACAGUGACCAUUAGUUAUUAAGCCAUCGGCCUUGGGCUUACUUUCCAAUAUAAUUGGAUUCUUUGCUGAUUCCCAUUCCCUCACUCACCAAUUUUAGAGUUUAAUAUUUAUGGUUGGAAUCCCUUAAGCAACAAUGUAUGUAAAAUUAUGGUUUUCAUUGCUGAUAUGUUGAUUCUUUUUACUGUUGUCUUCAAGUUGGUUUGUUUCAUAAUGUGUGCAUGAGUUUUGGAGUUUUUAGUUAUAACUUCAAUAGGAUUGGUUUGCAUGUUUGCUACAGUGUGCAGAAUAAAAAUGCUCACCCUACACUA